Messenger RNA from Hibiscus syriacus, 1300 nucleotides. Its product is annotated as chaperone protein dnaJ 6-like. NCBI's taxonomy places the organism in Eukaryota, Viridiplantae, Streptophyta, Magnoliopsida, Malvales, Malvaceae. The record is from RefSeq and is a predicted model, not a curated record. The transcript is spliced from 9 exons. Bases 187 to 1074 code for a protein of 295 amino acids.
CUGAAAUCAUCAGCGGCGCGAAUACAGUGUUCUUAUUAUCAACCUUUAUCGUAGCUCUGUCCACGGCGGAUUCUCAACCGGCGGGAAAUUAGGAAAAUAAAAACCGAAAUGGCGGGAAGGAAUCAAAGCUCAAAACCUACACUAUAAAUCUAGAAACCAAUACUCUUCCCAAACCCUAAAUUCCUUAUGUUCUCUGCCAUAGGAAAAAUUGUUGCUUUGUUAAAUUUGGAUAGAAUGGGAAAGAGAAAACAAUCCAGGGUUUCACGCGAUGAGGAAGAGGAAGAAGUGGAAAACCAUUGUUCUUCAAACAAAAAGAGCUUAUAUGAGGUUCUUGGUGUUGACGAGACUGCAUCUCAGCAGGAGAUUAAGAAAGCAUAUUAUAAGUUGGCCCUGAGACUACAUCCUGAUAAAAAUCCCGGUGAUGAGGAAGCUAAAGAGAAAUUUCAGCAAUUGCAAAAGGUGAUAUCCAUUCUUGGUGAUGAGGAGAAACGGGCAGUCUACGAUCAAACUGGUUGCAUUGAUGAUGCGGACCUUGCGGGGAAUGUUGUUGAGAAUUUGAAAGCCUUUUUCAGGGCUAUGUACAAAAAGGUCACUGAGGCUGAUAUUGAAGAGUUUGAAGCAAACUAUAGGGGAUCUGAAUCGGAGAAGAAAGAUUUAACCAAUCUUUAUCAGAAGUGCAAGGGCAAUAUGAAUAAGCUCUUCUGUUCAAUGCUUUGUUCAGAUCCUAAGCUUGACUCACACCGUUUCAAGGAUUUGCUUGAUGAGGCAAUAGCUGCUGGAGAAUUGAAAGAAACCAAAGCCUAUCAGAAAUGGGCAAAGAAAGUAUCUGAAAUAAAGCCACCUACCAGUCCCUUGAGAAGAAAGAAGUCAACUAAACAGUCGAAAUCAGAAUCAGAUCUAUUUGCAAUCAUAUCUCAGCGCAGAAGUGAGAGGAAAGAUCAGUUUGAUUCCAUGUUUUCAUCACUGGUGUCCAAAUACGGGGGUAAUGCAGAUUCUGAACCCACUGAUGAAGAAUUCAAAGCUGCACGGAGGAAAGUUGAAAGCCGCAAGGCCAAGAAAUCAAAGUGCAAAUGAGAUCAAGGACCGUUAACGUUGAAAGCUGUAUUGGGUGAGAUUAUGAAAAAGGUAAUAAUUAUCUCAAGAAACAUGUUGAACCUGUUUAAGCUUUAGGAUAGUUUGUGUUUCAGUUAAUUGAACAAAGCAUUUAAAGAUGUGCUUUCAAGGUUGUUUGGAGCAGCUACAAGUUUCUUCGUUUGCAGUAUAUUUGAACGAUACUGGAAAAUAUAAUCAAACUCUAACA